This is a messenger RNA of Trichophyton benhamiae CBS 112371, 1347 nucleotides long. RefSeq names its product integral membrane protein, Mpv17/PMP22 family, putative. Gene Ontology annotation, cellular component: membrane; cytoplasm. The transcript is spliced from 5 exons. NCBI's taxonomy places the organism in Eukaryota, Fungi, Ascomycota, Eurotiomycetes, Onygenales, Arthrodermataceae. The coding region runs from base 1 to 1347 and encodes 448 amino acids. The record is from RefSeq and is a predicted model, not a curated record.
AUGUUGAUUAUAAUAGCCCUAUGCCCUGAUGGCUAUGACGAUGGGGAGAAGAAGUCUGCGUAUAACUUUUUGGUGGAACAGCAGCAUAGCGGAGCCGCAGCAAUACAGCUUCUUUCCCCUAUUUCUCCUCUGCUAUCCUGCAUCCUCUUUUUCUACUGCUGUCGCCGUCAUCGCCAUCUGUCGUCUUCGUCUUCCUCUCGUUUUCUAUAUCUCUUCUUGCAUCUUGGUCGCCUUUCCCCGAGAAUCGCCCAAUCGGGUAAUCAACUGCAGCUUCAACUUUUCCUUUUCGAGCCUUUUCGACUUUACCUUAAAUACUUUAUUUCGACGACCUUCAUCAACUUCAUCAACUUCAUCAACGACAUCGCCAUCGCCAUCGCCGCCGUCUCUAUCUACUCCCCUGAAAAACAUCACCUCGUCCCCUCCGCCCGGCCGUCCAUAAAACCAGCCGCCAUCGUCCGCUCGCACCAGCCAGAGACAUCUCGCCUGUCCCGCCGCUGCUCUCCUCCUCGCCCUGCCGUCGCCUCGCCCAAUUCAUCGCCUUCUCUCCCGCUCGCUCGUCCUGCCGUUGUUGUUGCUGCUGUUGCUGCUGUUGCUGCUAUCCCCUGGCCCAGCCUUCCAGUAACCAUGACGACCUCCGUCAAGUUCGAGAAGGAUACCGUCCGCACUGCCGGCACCGCCGCUACCAAGGCCAGCGAGGACCUCGUUCAUGCGGUCGGUGAACGGCUGACUGGCGGCAAGUCUCAGAAUGGCUACCUCGCCGCAUACCUCAAGGAGCUCCAGUCGAACCCGCUGCGAACCAAGAUGAUCACCUCUGGUGCUCUCUUCGGCAUCCAGGAACUGCUCGCCUCGUGGAUUGCGCAUGACCGCAGCAAGCAUGGCCACUACCUCAACUCCCGCAUCCCCAAGAUGUCACUCUACGGCGCCUUCAUCAGCGCGCCGCUCGGCCACCUGCUCGUCGGCAUCCUACAGAAGAUCUUUGCCGGACGCACCAGCCUCAAGGCAAAGGUCCUCCAGAUCCUCGUCAGCAACCUCGUUGUCUCUCCCAUCCAGAACGUGAUCUAUCUCACCUCAAUGGCCAUCAUUGCAGGCGCCCGAACCUUCCAUCAGGUCCGCGCCACCGUCAAGGCCGGCUUCAUGCCCGUCAUGAAGGUCAGCUGGAUCGUCUCGCCGCUCUCCCUGGCCUUUGCCCAGCAGUUCCUCCCAGAACACACCUGGGUCCCCUUCUUCAACGUUAUCGGUUUCAUUAUCGGAACCUACAUCAACGCUCACACCAAGAAGAAGAGACUGGAAGCUCUCAAGCGCAAGGUUUGUGUCUCUCUUCCCAGCUUACAUACCACAUCAUACUGA